This is a messenger RNA of Halteromyces radiatus, 1146 nucleotides long. Its product is annotated as glyceraldehyde-3-phosphate dehydrogenase 2. Gene Ontology annotation, biological process: glucose metabolic process. The record is from RefSeq and is a predicted model, not a curated record. Gene Ontology annotation, molecular function: NAD binding; NADP binding; oxidoreductase activity, acting on the aldehyde or oxo group of donors, NAD or NADP as acceptor. The transcript has 3 exons. NCBI's taxonomy places the organism in Eukaryota, Fungi, Mucoromycota, Mucoromycetes, Mucorales, Cunninghamellaceae. The coding region runs from base 1 to 1002 and encodes 333 amino acids.
AUGACUGGUGUUGGUAUUAACGGAUUUGGUCGUAUUGGUCGUAUUGUCCUUCGUUGUGCUAUUGAUGAUGGCAACUUAAAUAUUGUAGCAGUUAAUGAUCCUUUUAUUCCUUUGGACUAUAUGGUUUAUAUGCUCAAAUAUGACUCCACUCAUGGUCAAUUCAAGGGUACUGUUGAAGCCAAGAACGGUAAACUUAUUGUGAAUGGUAAACCUAUUACUGUUUAUAAUGAAAAGGAUCCUGCACAAAUCCCUUGGGCUAAGGAUGGUGCUACUCAUAUUGUUGAAUCUACUGGUGUUUUUACUACUAUUGACAAGGCCAAGGCUCAUCUUGUUGGUGGUGCUAAAAAAGUGAUUAUCUCUGCUCCUUCUGCUGAUGCUCCUAUGUUUGUCUGUGGUGUGAACCUCGAAGCUUACAAACCUGAAUAUGAUAUCAUCUCUAAUGCCUCUUGUACUACCAAUUGUUUGGCUCCUCUUGCAAAGGUAUUAGAUGAUAACUUUGGUAUUGUGGAAGGUUUGAUGACCACUGUGCAUGCUACUACUGCUACUCAAAAGACAGUGGAUGGUCCAUCUCACAAGGAUUGGCGUGCUGGACGAGGUGCUGGAGCCAAUAUCAUUCCUGCUACUACGGGUGCUGCUAAGGCUGUCGGUAAAGUGAUCCCCCAUUUGAAUGGCAAGUUGACUGGUAUGUCUUUCCGUGUUCCCAAUCCUGAUGUUUCCGUAGUGGACUUGACAGCUCGUAUCCAAAAAGCUGCUUCUUAUGAUGACAUCAAGGCAGUAAUGAAGAAGGCUUCUGAAGGUCCACUCAAGGGUAUUUUGGCCUAUACUGAAGAUGAAGUUGUUUCUACUGAUUUUAUUGGUGAUUCUCAUUCCUCCAUCUUUGAUGCCAAGGCUGGUAUUUCUUUGAAUCCAAACUUUGUCAAGUUAAUCUCAUGGUAUGACAAUGAAUAUGGGUAUUCUUGCCGUGUUGUCGACCUUUUGAAAUAUGUGGCUUCCAAGAAUUAAGUCUACUCUCUUCGCCUGUUAUAAUUGAAACCAAUUCAUGUUUACUUUAGUUGCAUAUUGUACAUUUUUUUUUAUCCUUACAUCUCUCUAUUUGAAAAAAAAAAAGAAAAUUAAUAAACCUUUUUUUUUGUUCUAUGUCUUUUA